AUGGCGCCACAGUUUCUCAACCCAGGCGAAGAGCGAAUAUUCAACAAGAUCCGUGACACUGUUCUCAAACAGCCUAAUGUGGUUCUCGCUGCCUCCGGCGUACGUUCGUGGAUCGUUGCGACCAGGUUUACGGCGGGAAGGGAAGUAAUCGAUUCCUUCCCACCGAUCUAUAUAUACCUCGAGGAAAGUGUCCGUGAUCAAUACUUCGAGACGUAUACCUUGGACGAUAUGGGUAAACCUAUAGGCGGCAAGGUCAGAAGGACGGCCCAAAGCAAGGACGGACAGCUGGCCAUCGGAUUACUUGGGUGUCGGUGGGUGCCGGGCUACGUUUGUCUGGACAGUGGCAAAGUGGGCAAUCGUUGCGCUUCAGUGGUAUCUCACGUAAAGAGGCUCUGCUACAAAGACAUUGCCGAGACUAGUAUUCCCAGCAAUUUGGACCUCUGCGAUGCGCAUGUGGAUACCUUCCUCCCCAUCUUUUUGCCUCCUGGUCGUGCAGAUACCAUCGGCGAAUGGACUCAGUGCCUUGCGAAGAGCGCACACGGCGGUGCACUCCCGACGUUGCUCGGCAAGCGAGACCUGCUGCCGAUUGCCCCGCUUGUCUGGGCAGAGAUGGAGACUAUCAUCAGCGAGCGCGACCCUCACUUCACGCCAACUCCUUAUGAUCUUGUGGUUGCUAAGACGCCUAUCGAGCCCAGCCCUUCUGCUAUGCCUAUCGCAGGACCGUCGCUUCUUGCCACGCCCGCUGCGCCCGCUCUCGCGCCCAACAUGCCCGGCAAUGGACGCAAGCGCAAAGCUUCUCAUAUCGAAGACUCGGAGGAAGACGCCCAGCCUGACAGGCGCAAUCGGCGCCGAGGAGAGAGUCCAACUAUCGACAACACUACAUCCACCUCUCUUGCUGCUGCUGCUGCAUUGCCUACCGGCGGCAAUGCCCCCCUUCUCUCUCCACAAGCCGCCGCCACCACACCUGUCCCUGGCUCCCCAUCCAUCGAGGAGAAUGUCGCCAUCGACCCUCUCCUUCUCGAACACCCCUAUUACGGAGUCCCUCCGACUUUGCUACCCGCCGCUGCGAAGCCCAUCGCCGAGGCGGCGUCCGUAGCAUCGGCUAGCGAGGUCGUGGCCAACGCCAUGUCGCGCUCUUCCCAUACAGCAGUCGAGAUGUUCAUUGACCUUCCGACGUGGUUACGCUCUUCCCCGAAGGAGUAG
Messenger RNA from Peniophora sp. CBMAI 1063, 1203 nucleotides. The record is from the annotation of a GenBank genome assembly. Lineage: Eukaryota; Fungi; Basidiomycota; Agaricomycetes; Russulales; Peniophoraceae.